AUCCCACCCCCGAGCACUGCCGGGCCAUGGCAGCCCCCGGGCAGAGCCCACUCUUCCCUCCCCACCCGCACCACAUCCCUGGCUAUGAGGGCUUCCUCCCUCAGUACAACUACCAGUUUGGAGAGACCUAUGGCAAAACCACGUACCGCCUGCUGACGGACCCACACAUCCGGAGGAGCCCUCGCUCUGUGCUGGCACCGCUGUGCAAGCCGAGGUUCAUUGAGGACUUCAGCGGGACGCAGCACGGCCUGCAGCCCUUCCUCCCUGCACACCCAGGGUUCUUCCCCUAUGACAGAGCCGGAGCUCUGACCAACUUCCCUGAAGCGGAGUUUGGGCCGAAGCCGCCCGCACCGGGGCCGGCAGAGCCCAAUCUGACGCACACGGAGCCCCAGCAUGGCCACGGCGGCUCAGGGCUGAGUGGGUGCCCACCCAGUGCGGCCUGGGACCCAUCGGGGCCACCGCAGGGACAGGAGUGGCGGCUGCCCCCAAUCCCUGAGGCCUGUGGGCAUGGCACGUGGCACAGGGCUGGCGCAGCUGCAGGAACCAGGCAGCCUGUGAGAGCUGAAGGUGUGACGCUGCCAGCAGCCGAGGAUUGGCGGCUCCCCAGGCUGGAUGUGCCCAGAGUGAUCCAGCAGAAGGUCAUCCCAGGGUACACUGGAUUCAUACCGCGCUUCAGGUGGGCCAUGGGCACUAAUUACCUGCAGGGCGUGAAGGAAGCCAUGGCUGAAUUUGACAGGCAGCAGUUGCUGGAGAGGAACCCAAUUUACAGCUUUGGCAAGAGAUUUCCCCAGACUUACUGGCCUAGCAGCAGCAUCUACACCAGCGCUGGACUGAUCCCAGCCUAUACAGGCUUCGUCCCACACCUCCGCCACACCUACGCGCUUACAUUUGGAAACAGCACCCGCAAGGCUUACCACAUGGAACAAAGGAGACGAGCCUGUGCACUGUGAAAAAUGCUUUAAUGGUGCCUGUACAGCAUUGGAAGUGACUUGAAGACAAGGAGAAGGAACACAACGCAGAGAGAAGUUUUGAAUGAAAGUUCAUACAGCUUUAAACAAAAUUUACAGGUGUCAUCUGCAUAGCUCUUACUCUGCCUCCUCCUCAGCCUCUUCCUCAAACUCCCCCUCCUCCUCAGCAGUAGCGUCCUGGUACUGCUGAUACUCAGACACCAGGUCGUUCAUGUUGCUCUCAGCCUCUGUGAAUUCCAUCUCGUCCAUGCCCUCGCCUGUGUACCAGUGCAGGAAAGCCUUGCGGCGGAACAUAGCCGUGAACUGCUCUGAAAUGCGUUUGAACAGCUCCUGGAUGGCUGUGCUGUUACCAAUGAACGUGGCAGACAUUUUCAGGCCACGAGGUGGAAUGUCACAGACCGCUGUUUUAACGUUAUUGGGGAUCCAUUCCACAAAGUAACUGCUGUUUUUGUUCUGCACGUUCAGCAUUUGCUCGUCUACCUCUUUCAUGGACAUACGGCCUCUGAAAACAGCAGCUACGGUCAGGUAGCGGCCGUGCCGCGGGUCGCACGCAGCCAUCAUGUUUUUGGCAUCAAACAUCUGCUGCGUGAGCUCCGGGACGGUCAGAGCGCGGUACUGCUGGCUGCCACGGCUCGUCAGGGGGGCAAAGCCAGGCAUGAAAAAGUGCAGGCGGGGGAAGGGAACCAUAUUCACCGCCAGCUUCCGCAGGUCGGCAUUAAGCUGGCCUGGGAAACGCAGGCAGGUGGUGACACCGCUCAUGGUGGCUGACACUAAAUGGUUCAGAUCACCGUAUGUUGGCGUAGUUAACUUCAGUGUUCUGAAGCAUAUGUCAUACAGAGCUUCGUUAUCAAUACAGUAGGUUUCAUCCGUGUUCUCCACGAGCUGGUGCACCGACAGCGUGGCGUUGUAGGGCUCUACUACAGUGUCUGAGACUUUGGGGGAGGGCACAACGCUGAAGGUGUUCAUAAUCCGGUCUGGGUACUCUUCGCGAAUUUUGCUGAUGAGCAGAGUGCCCAUGCCAGAGCCGGUGCCACCCCCCAGCGAGUGAGUGAGCUGAAAGCCCUGCAGGCAAUCACAGCUUUCUGCCUCCUUUCUCACAACAUCUAAUACGGAAUCAACUAAUUCAGCACCUUCAGUAUAGUGGCCCUUUGCCCAGUUGUUUCCUGCUCCGCUCUGACC
Molecule: messenger RNA, 2147 nt
Organism: Gallus gallus (chicken)
Lineage: Eukaryota; Metazoa; Chordata; Aves; Galliformes; Phasianidae
Gene: CIMIP2A
Product: family with sequence similarity 166 member A
Exons: 7
Coding region: 27-950 (307 amino acids)
Source: RefSeq, a predicted model, not a curated record